AUGAGGAUGGACUGCGGAGUCCUGCUGAGAUUUCUCUUGGUCUUUUUAUGGAUAAAACUCACGGACGUUGUCUCAAAGACAGUGUUACAGUGCCCAGAUACCUCAGUGGACGCAGAAAUCGGCAAGACAGUGAUUCUACGGUGUUUGACCGUGCCUCAAAUGAAUGUCAAUGACAUGACAGUGGAGUGGGUUGUUAAUGACACGGAUCACCAUGUUCAUGCACAACGCGGGGGAAAACAGAAACUUGAUGAUCAGAUGAAGGAGUACAGAGGAAGAACAUCUCUCUUCGACAGCAAACUUUCUGAAGGGAACUGUUCACUGCGCCUCACAGUACAGAUGUCUGAUAGUGGGAGAUAUCGCUGCUCUGUUAUUGGAGAAGAAAUUCUCUCCUGUUUUACGAACCUCACCGUCCAUGAACGUGUAAAAAUCAACUCUUCUGGACCCAUUAACAAGCCUCGUGAUACCAGCUCUUCAGGCUCAGGACAGACAGGUGGUGAUGGCAAGACUGGCAAUGACACCUCCUCUGCUCUUACUCCACCUAAAAUUGCUGCCAUCAGUGCCAGUGUCGUCAUCCCCAUCAUCAUCAUCAUCAUCGCUGUGGUGAUCUGGAAAUGUAGCAAGUCCAAAAAAGAACAAAACAAACAAAACAUGAAUGAAAAAGAGAUGAGAAGGAUUGAGUACUCAAAGGCUCCAGGAGACGACAACGUGUGACGCAGGAACAUCUGAAGUAUUUUUCUUUGACUUUUCUUUGACUUUCUUUGACCACCAAAAUGCUGUAAGUGCACUCCAGUGACACACUAAAGCUCAGGGCAUCAUUGUAUUCCUCAGCUAAAAAUCUGUGUUGGGGGUGGGGGUUCAUUUAUUUAUGUCUUUAUUCAUUUUAUUGGAGCAUUAUAUUUAAAAGAUUCAGUGUUUUUUUUUUUGCAGGUCAGACUCUGCACUGAAGCCGCUCUCCUCACGUCAAACAGUCAGUUUAACAUCUACCCAGUUAACACAAACUAACUUAGUGCAGUGACACUGAGCCCAACAAACUCAGAGAGAGAAAGAAGAGUAGGGCAAUGAGGGGCUUGCUAAUAAAUAUGCUGUGAUGAAAUAAGAUUUUGCAGACUUCAAAUAGAUACACACUGAAGGACCAUCUCUUGAUCCACACUCCUCCCAGUGAACGGUCUGUUCAGUGUGUCCCCCGUCAGCAUGAGUUAACACAGCAGCAGCAGCUAACAACUGACACAGCGUCAGCUAAUAGUCCCAGCUAGCUCAGACCAAAACUGCUUGACCAUGCUGUUAAUAACUGUGGGGUGACAACAUGUGAUGCCAGCAGUAAGCCAUGUCACUGUGAGCAUGCAGGUGGACUCUCACCAACUGUUUAUCAUGCAUCACUCUUCCACAGAAGCAGUCUCAUGAUAAACAGAGAGAGCGACAACGAGCAGGAAGGCGUCAAGCUAAUCAAUACGCUGCCCGCAGCUCCACAAUAAAAUAGGAUUUUACUCGCGGCUAAAAACUCUCCCAGUACGCACUAUUUGAGCCACCGAUCCAGGGUGUUUUUACUGACCCUUUCCCAGCAGUAUUUGAGCAACAGAACCUGGGUAUUUUUCACUGACCCGUUUCUGCUUUUCCAGUGAUUUUUGUGCCCCCUAACAUGGAUGUUUUAAGCCAAAACAUGACUUUUUCCAAACACAACCAAGUGUUUUUUGUGCCUAAACCUGUUUACAGAAACAUUUACAGCGAUUGGGCUGCUUAACUUCAGAGUGUGUUUUUUGGGGAAAGAGGAGUUCAGAGCCAUGGGCGUUUGUUUUUGGGAUAAUUGGCUGUCAGAGAAAUGGGUACUUGGUCCAAAGGGACAAUUUCCUGCCCAUUUUCCCAGUGGACAAGUGAGGUAUUGCAGCAAAAAACCAAAAGCCUAUUUUGUACUUCCCAGCUCCUGCAGAAGCAGUUCUGUUGAAGAGUAGAGAGGAAUAACUUUUGCGCCAUCUAUCGUCAUAUGAUAAUAAGCAACUCACAUUGGUGCCGUCAUAGUCUGGUUGUCAUGCUCAUCCUGUGUUGUGUGUUUCUUUCUCUUCCUGCGUCUUCUUCCUCACCUUUUGUUCUAAUUGUUGGUUGGCAACCAACUAGUCACAUUACCGCCACCUAGCAGAGUGGAAUGUGCAAAAGAAUUGACCUAUGGCUAAGCCACGCCCCCUCCACUCACUCGGACAAACUAUCAACAUUCAGUGCCCGGCGCUAUGGCAGGUGUCACAGUACACGGCAUUUCACAGGAGGCAACUGAUGAUUUUUGGGGACAUAACGAUCAGAUGUCAUUGAGAAGUAACCAAAAGGGCCUAAACUACGCAUUGGAGGGAUAUAUUCAUCAUUUUAUUGUUGAGAAGGUCGAUGAAAAGCUUAAAUUACAAGCCAAAAUUUACAGGUCACAGUGUACGCUUGUGAACCGCAUCUGGUUGCCGUCACCAUCAAAGACAACAAGUUAAAGUGCCACUGAAGUUAAGGUUUUUGGCUCAGAAUAUGAGAAAAGGAUAACGGCCUUUUUACCAUCUUUACCAAGAGUGUCUCUCCGUUAGUUUGGUGCUACAGUAUUUACACUGAAUCAUUCAGCAUAACAUUUGCCAACCUUUGUUAUCUCUGCCAUUACAGAUAAGUUAAUGAAGCUAAGCUCCAGAAGUUAACGUUAGCUUAACUAGAGCCCUUUGGACAACAGCUAACAAUGAUGUACCAUCACCAAAGUACAAAACUAGAACAAAAUAGGCUAAUGAACUCCCAGCAAACAAGGUGACAUGAUGAACAACGCAGCUAGGAGCUAACGUUAGGCUAACUUUAGCUAACGUUAGCUAGAGAUGUUAAAGAUAACUUUAUAUUUCUUUCCAGCAAAGUGACAAUAUGUUGCCUCAAACACAAUGUUGACUUACCUUAGAACAGAUGUAGACAUCAUUGUUAAUCUUAUUCACGUUGAGUUGAUGUUGUGGUCUAACGUUACCACACAACUUUAUCCAAAGGAGACACUUUUCUCGCUUGAGAUGUGGUUUAAAGUGUAAAAAUACACCUGGUCGCUCAGCCUCUCAGGAUACCUUGUGUCAGAGUUGCAUGUACCCCAUGCACACCGUUUGACCAUUUUUAAACUUCAAAUCUCAGAAAAAGCUCAUAAAACCGAACAAAACUGACUUUCUGUAAUGCAUUUCAAUGGACGUCCAGGCAGAGAAUGUCCCAGUGUAUGGGAAUGGCUAUACGCACUGUGAUUGGCUCAUCACGUUUGAGGGCGGGACUUAGCCAUAGGUCAAUUCCGGUUGACGCCCCGCAGCGCGACGCUUUCUGUGUGUUGGGGACGGCACUUGACUUGCAUCAAUGACACCGCAGUCAUGUGACGCCACCCGUGUGUUUUGGGCUUAAGUCUCUGCUAUACCAUGCAGCGGAUGACAGCUGUGUAAUUUCUUGUUGGGACUGACUGAACCAUAUCAGAGUGUUAAAGCCCCGCCUUCGACAUUAUGAAAGUGCAAUACUGAAUCACUGGAGUGCACCUUGAACAUGUGUGAAAAAAAUGUAACACUUCAUCCAAACAUUAUAUUUUUUUAUCAAGUCACCCUGCUCUGAAUUCCAGAUUUUGUGAACUCAUCAUAGCAUUAUGUAAAAUGUUUUUAACACUGAUUACAAACAGCAAAACACUAUUAAAGUAGUCAUACAGCAUUAUCUACACCUGAAGAUAUCCAUCCUCAGUACACAGUGCACCCCAAACACAUCUCUCACACUAGUCUUACAUUUACAUUUUGCAAGUUUUUAGCUUAACAUAUCUGCAAAGUUACAUCUUGCCUUCCCAUAUCUAAUUAAUUGGUAGGAGCAGUGUUUCCAUGAAAUAAUAAGAGUGAAAUUUCACCCAGCAUUCUCCGGAACUUGAUACAAAAACAAUUAAGUUUGGUUAAAGUGUUUUUUUCAGUACUGUCUCAUAAUGUCUCAUUAUUAUUAUACCAAUAAGUGCUAAAGAGAUGAUAAAGAAUGUCUGAGUCUUUAAAGAGUAACUAAACCCCAGAGUUAUGGCGACCUCUACGCUUGAAAUUCAAAAAAUGCCUCUAGAACAUAAGAAUGUAUCAACAUGUGCAGAGAUGGAAGGAUUGGCUAAGACACGCCCAGCCAGUCCUCCACUCUACGAAGGCUGCUACCAUAUACGCCACCAGCCACCACAUCAGCGGCAAUAACCAGUAGAGGGUGGUCACUAUGCAUAUUUAUAACACUUGUCAAGAUUUGGACCUGAAUCCAUCAAUGGGUUGGGGGUUUAUUUACUCUGUUUCUUAAUGUGAACAGACCUUUCCAUUUGAAUGUAUUUUUUUUACUGGAGUGUAUUUAUAUGACCUAAUUUUAUAGAACUUUUAUAUUUUUAAUAUGAAUAUCAUUCCAGUCAGACUUAUGAAAUGUAUAUUUUCUGUGUAGGUUUCUUGUAGGUAUGCUUCUUGUGCAUGCUUGAGACGAGUGAUGUGUUGGUUGGAAAUGAGUCAGCUCUUUGUGCCAGUUUGUUCAAAUGAAUGAUGGGAACUGGAAUAAAAAAAAUAAAUAAAUAAUAACGGCUCUGCAGGGUCAGAAAUUCUAACCUGCCAUGUGCCAAAUACAGGUAGAUUUUCCAUUAGGCAAGU
Molecule: messenger RNA, 4607 nt
Organism: Epinephelus fuscoguttatus (brown-marbled grouper)
Lineage: Eukaryota; Metazoa; Chordata; Actinopteri; Perciformes; Serranidae
Product: putative butyrophilin subfamily 2 member A3
Exons: 5
Coding region: 1-711 (236 amino acids)
Source: RefSeq, a predicted model, not a curated record